CAGAUUCUGCUUGGCGCGUCUUCACUCCGAUGCUGCACCUAUCCAGCACAUCUCGCCGGCAUUGAGGUGCGUCGUCCAUUGUCUGCGACCGAGACACCAAUCGCUGGCGUCGCAGGCCACCAUCACACCAGCAAUCAUGCUGCAGCCGCGGAUACGGUCCGUCUGCUCGCAAUGCCACUCCCUCCUGGCCAUGACCAGGCGAACUUAUGCCACCGCCGCCCAACAGCCCAUCCAGGCUGCUGCAAGCACGCCAGAAGUGACGUCCUUUACGCCGCCCACGGCAUCGAUGCCCAGGCGUAACAAAGGUGGAUUUCAGCUCAAGACGUACAAGCCGCGCACACCGGGAGUCCGACAUCUUCGCCGUCCCAUCAAUGACCACCUCUGGAAGGGCAAACCACUGCGAAAGCUCACCUUCACAAAACUUGGACAUGGAAAGGGUGGUCGAAACAACUCAGGUCGAGUGGUGGUGCGACAUCGUGGUGGUGGUCACAGGAGAAGGAUCCGAACUAUAGACUACACUCGUGCGGAGCCGGGAAAGCAUCUGGUGGAGCGCAUCGAGUACGACCCGAACCGAUCUGCGCAUAUCGCUCUGGUGGAGAACGUCAAGACUAAGGUCAAGAGCUACAUCAUCGCCGCCGAGGGCAUGCGAGCUGGCGACGUGGUAGAAUCGUUUCGCGCAGGCAUUCCAAACGAGCUGUUGGCCAGCAUGGGUGGUGUUAUGGAUCCGGGCAUGCUCGCCGCUAAGACUGCAUUUCGAGGCAACUGCUUGCCUAUGCAUAUGGUACCCUUGGGAACUCAGGUGUAUUGCGUUGGCUCGACACCAGGCAAAGGCGCUGUUUUCUGUCGCAGUGCUGGGACUUAUGCUACAGUGAUCGCAAAGGAGGAAAGGGGAAAGAAGGUUAUCGAUGUAACUGUUCGGCUACAAAGUGGCGAGGUGCGGAAAGUCAGCAAAGAUGCAUGCUGUACUAUUGGCGUCGCGAGCAACCCACACCACCACUUUCGACAGCUGGGGAAGGCUGGCCGAAGCAGAUGGCUCAACAUCAGGCCCACCGUGCGUGGUGUUGCCAUGAACGCAGUCGACCAUCCUCACGGUGGUGGACGUGGUAAAAGCAAGGGAAAUGUGCAUCCAGUGUCGAUAUGGGGAACUCCGGCCAAAGGAGGUUACAAGACUAGACAUAAGAGGAAUCCUAACAAAAGAGUGGUGCAAGAAAGACCACGCAAUCAAGGAAAGAGAAGAUCGAAGGCAUAGACGACAAGUCUGGCUGUCUUCAUGUACAAAAUCCGGGCACGUCGAGGAACUCUGCAUAGGUAUUCGGCUUCACCGUACUCAUGCCUUGUGUGCAAUCUGUAGCAAUAAGCGUGACGAUACACUACUAUUCCACAGAAUCUCAAUAUCCCCUCAACAUUGCGG
Cercospora beticola is the source of this 1411-nucleotide messenger RNA. It is a transcript of the gene RML2, whose product is annotated as mitochondrial 54S ribosomal protein uL2m. Gene Ontology annotation, cellular component: ribosome; mitochondrial large ribosomal subunit. Gene Ontology annotation, molecular function: structural constituent of ribosome; RNA binding; transferase activity. Gene Ontology annotation, biological process: mitochondrial translation. NCBI's taxonomy places the organism in Eukaryota, Fungi, Ascomycota, Dothideomycetes, Mycosphaerellales, Mycosphaerellaceae. The record is from RefSeq and is a predicted model, not a curated record.